Mercenaria mercenaria is the source of this 725-nucleotide messenger RNA. RefSeq names its product vitelline membrane outer layer protein 1-like. The record is from RefSeq and is a predicted model, not a curated record. The transcript has 4 exons. The coding region runs from base 32 to 655 and encodes 207 amino acids. Lineage: Eukaryota; Metazoa; Mollusca; Bivalvia; Venerida; Veneridae.
GCUAAAUCGUUUUCACAAUAGCUAACAUAAAAUGGCUUCUAUUUUAUAUGUUAUUGUUUUCUUAGUGCUUGUUGCGACAUCAGGGACGUUCUCAAUAGCAGUCUCAAAAACUCUCUCUGUUACAAACGCUAAUGACUGGGGUGAUUGGGGUGAUGCACAAUAUUGUGGUGAACGUACAUACGCUGUUGGCUACGAUAUGAAGAUCGAGGAACGGCAAAGAAGAGGUGACGACACAGCUCUGAAUGGCAUCAAACUGAUAUGCCAGUCUCCAUUCGGUCAUACUUCUAGACGUGGCGUAGCAACAUCAAGCGUUGGUCCAUGGGGUGGAUGGGUCGGAGAAGCAUUAUGUGACAAUCGUAAUGGCAAACAACAUUUCUUGACAUCAUUCAACUUGCAAAGUGAAAAAAAGCAAGGAAAAGGCGACGACACCUCUGCAAAUUUUGUAAAAUUCAAGUGCAGGGAUUUAGUUGGCUCCUUGCCUUCGUAUGAAAUGUCUAGAGAUCCUGGAUUCGGAGAAUGGGGUCAGUACGGAUCCUGGAGUUCUGAGUGCUAUAAAGGGACUGCUAUUUGCGGUAUUAAGACAAGGGUUGAGGUACCACAGGGAAGAGGAGAUGAUACAGCACUGAACGACGUUAUAUUUUACUGUUGCAGAUAAUUGUUUUAUUACUUUACAUGUUAAUAUAUUUAUCAUACUUGGUGAAUAUUCGGCUGUGAUACUUUCUUUU